Molecule: messenger RNA, 1671 nt
Organism: Metarhizium brunneum ARSEF 3297
Lineage: Eukaryota; Fungi; Ascomycota; Sordariomycetes; Hypocreales; Clavicipitaceae
Biological process (GO): prolyl-tRNA aminoacylation
Cellular component (GO): aminoacyl-tRNA synthetase multienzyme complex; cytoplasm
Molecular function (GO): ATP binding; proline-tRNA ligase activity
Source: RefSeq, a predicted model, not a curated record
AUGGACCCCCCCGCUGAACAGUCGAAAAGCGCCUUGAAGAAGGCUGAGAAGCAGGCCAAGCUGGCUGCCGAAAAGGCGGCAAAGGCUGCAAAGAAAGCCUCUCUUCCCGUUGUUGGAGGCAAGAAGAUGGACGAGAUUAUUGGAAUUACUCAUUCCAAGGCGGAGAACUUCUCCGCAUGGUAUCAAGAGGUAGUCCUUAAGGCCGAAAUGGUCGAAUACUACCAUGAAAUUUCGGGCUUUUUUGUUCUGCGUCCUUUGUCUAUGCACAUCUGGAGCACUAUCCGCAAAUGGUUCUCGGGCCAUAUCGAAGAACUUGGUGUGGAAGAAGCUAGCUUUCCUCUCUUCCUUUCCAAGACGUCGCUCGACAAGGAGAAAGACCACGUCGAUGGCUUCGCGCCUGAACUUGCUUGGGUUGAGAGAGCUGGUGACAAAAAGCUCGAUGUUCCUGUCGCCAUUCGUCCAACUUCCGAGGCUGUCAUGUAUCCUUACUACGCAAAAUGGAUUCGCAGCCACCGAGACCUUCCCCUCCGACUGAACCAGUGGAACUCGGUCGUGCGCUGGGAAGCUAAGCAGACCACGCCGUUCCUCCGAACUCGAGAAUUCUUAUGGCAAGAAGGCCACACUGCCCAUCUGACUGAAGAAUUGGCAGGGGAAGAAGUACUGGAAAUUUUGGAGCUGUACGCAGGUGUGUACGAGCAGCUUCUAGCCGUACCUGUAGUCCGGGGCAGGAAGACUGAGAACGAGAAGUUUGCUGGAGGAUAUUAUACUACAACCGUCGAGGGAUACAUUCCUUCCAACGGUAGAGGUAUUCAGGGAGGCACGUCCCAUUGUUUGGGACAAAACUUCAGCAAAAUGUUCGAAAUCACAGUCGAAGACCCUCACAACAAGGGUCAGCACGUCCAUGUGUGGCAAAACUCUUGGGGCCUGUCCACCCGAGUCAUUGGUGUAAUGGUCAUGGUGCAUGGUGAUGACAAGGGUCUUGUUCUUCCUCCUCGUGUCGCCCAGACCCAAGCCAUUUUUAUCCCUGUUGGUAUAAACAAGAAUACCACUCCUGAGGACAGACAGAAGCAUGAAGAUCAGAUUGAGGAUAUGCGUGCAACUCUGAAAAAGGCUGGUGUUCGCACGCAGUCAGAUUGGAGAGAGGGCUACACCCCAGCCUGGAAGUUCAACGACUGGGAGAUGAAGGGCGUUCCAGUGCGACUGGAGUUUGGACCCAAGGAUGCCGCCAAGGAAGUCGUUUCCUUUGCUCGGCGCGACACUGGUGAGAAAGGAACCAUCCCUAUCGCCGACAUUGCGACCAAGAUCCCUGAGCUCUUGGAGACUAUCCAAGCGGACAUGUACAAGAAAGCGGAGUCCUCCUUCGCCGAGCACCGCAAGAAGAUCACCAAGUGGGAAGACGUGCUUCCCGCCCUUGAUGAAAAGAACGUUGUCCUUAUUCCUUUCUGCUUGGAUGGCAAGUGUGAGGACCGCAUCAAGGAACUGACCACGCGCGCGGAUGACAACCGAGAUGUCCCUGAGAAUCAAAAGGUCCCUUCCAUGGGCAUGAAGAGUCUUUGCAUUCCCUUUGAGCAGCCCCAAGGGAGCGAGCUUGUCCCCGGUGAAACUGCCUGCUUGAACCCGGAAUGCUCCGGCAAAGCACAGAAAUGGGUCAUGUUUGGCAGGAGCUACUAG